AUGGUUGAUAAUGCAUAUCCCCCAGUAGAUAUCCAAUGUUGCGCAAGCAGUAAUUAUUUAGUGUGUUUAUCGAAUUGUUCAACUUCUUAUAGCUGGUCAGAUACAUAUGUGGCUUAUAAUGCACUGCCAUGUGUCGAUUUUAGUCCAACGUUAGGAGUGACAAUUACUUCUGGUUCUUAUAUAGUGAAUUUGACUAAUACAGCAGCACAUUUUUCAAUUAUGUUCAAUAAUACCAAUGGUUGGCGAACUUUGACCAGCGUUACUGCUGGCGGUAGUGGAGCACCUUGGCAAUUAGAAUGUGAUAUUGAUAUACGAUUGAGACCUGAUAAUGGUCUUAUCAAUACACCUCCAACUGCUAAUAUUAUUUCACCUAUAAAAAUACCAGUAAAUGUUCAAGAAACAAUACAAUGGUCAACAUUUGAUGCUGAUGGUGAUGAUAUUAGAUGUCGCUGGGCAACAGGUGCAGAAUGUGGAGGUGUGUGUAAAUCACUCAGUACAUAUCCAGCAGGUACAAAUUUAACAAGUAAUUGUGCACUGAACAUAAAGGGAACAGCAGUCGGUACGUGGUAUGCUCUUGCAAUUAUGGUUGAAGAUUUCGUGAACAGUACAUCUUUCACAGCUCUCAGUAGUGUACCACUUCAAUUUCUAAUCAGUGUUAUUAAUGCAUCCUGUCUAGAUCCUCCAGACAUUAUUCCAUUAGAUCAAUCAUGUAUCGGUGUUAAAGUUGGCGUUAAUUACACUUAUAUAUUCUAUGCAAUAAGUAAUUGUGGAUCAACUGUUACAAUUAGUGACAUAGCAACACAAUCAUUCACUGGAUUAAGAAAAAUUGUUCCAGUAACGGCAAUAAACUCGACUUUGUACUAUAUCGAAGUACAAUGGACACCUUCAGCAAGUCAAACUGGAUCACAGACACUGUCUUGGGCAUACAAUCAUCACAAUACUGCGUUACAUUUGCUGUUGAAAAUAGAACGACUACAGGUACCUGUCCAGCAGAAUACAUAA
This is a messenger RNA of Didymodactylos carnosus, 1002 nucleotides long. Lineage: Eukaryota; Metazoa; Rotifera; Eurotatoria; Philodinida; Philodinidae. The record is from the annotation of a GenBank genome assembly.